Molecule: messenger RNA, 516 nt
Organism: Effrenium voratum
Lineage: Eukaryota; Dinophyceae; Suessiales; Symbiodiniaceae
Source: the annotation of a GenBank genome assembly
AUGGCGCUGGCCCACGAGGAUGCCACCGGUGCCGUACGGUCUUGCCCGGAGGCCGCUGACAAUAUCGGUCGGCUUUUGGACGAGUUCCGCACGAAGGGUGACAAAGUCAUCCAUGUGCAUCACCACGGUCUUGACCCGGAGGACCCUUUUCACGUCGAUGCACCAGGUGCGGCAGUCCAGCCUUUUGCAGCACCACGGGGUGACGAGGCCGUGAUCAUCAAACACGUCUCCAGCGCCUUUGCGGGAACCUCGCUUGAGGCGGAUCUGCGUGCUGAAAAUAUUGAGCGCGUGGUUAUCUGCGGGGCCACGGCCAAUCAUUGCGCUGAAUCCGCCGCACGCUCGGCAAGCAGUCUGGGCUUUGAGAUGGUCUAUGCCUCCGACGCGGUCUGGGCCUACGAGGCGAUUGGGCCGGAUGGCGUAAGCCACAGCGCCGAGCAGAUACACUCUGUCACGCUUGCAAACCUGCAUGGUGAGUUCGGUGCGGUACACUCCACCGACACCAUUCUGAACGCCUAG